UAUAGACAACGACAUACAGCAAAUAAAAUGUAUAUUCAAUUGAAUGCUUGAAUGUUGUAUUAAACUCAAAGUGUAGAGAAAGCCUAACAUAUAUAAUACCAUUAGUUAUAAUAUAUUGUAUAUUAUUUUGUGACUCUUUUAGUCAGUCAGUCAGUCAUUCAUUGAAUGGAAACAUAUUUUUAUAUAUUAUAUUAAAAAUCACAGCAUUUUGUUGUAUUGGCCACUCAUUGUCCAUACAUUGACCGCCCGAUUGUCCACCAAAACAGCAACGGACAACAACAACAUCAUCGUCAUUGUUAUCAUCCAACAACUGAUCCAUAAGAAGAAGAAGAAGAAGACAUGAGCGAAGACCGACUUGAAAGGGACAGAAAUAAGAAGAUGAGAGUAAGCGCCGACAGCGUCAGCGGCGGUUCGUCAUCGAUGGCGGCCGCCGGGUCGGUGACGGGCGGCGCCAGCGGUAACAGUUCGCAAACAAGUGCGACGGCGGCUGCGGUAGCGGCCGCCGGCACCAGUGCCAACACCACUGUUAACCGGCAUGUGGCCAGACAUACGAACAAUAACAACAAUAGUGUUAACGGCAACAGCGGCAGCCAAACCAAUACUACUACUACUACUAGUAAUAGCAAUGAUAGACAAAACGGUGACAAUAAAGACAACGUCAGUAAAGACAUUAAAAUGAAUCCAAAGAUGUCGAAAGCCUUGAGUACUAGCGCUAAGAGAAUUCAGAAGGAGUUGGCAGAAAUUACAUUAGAUCCGCCACCAAAUUGCAGCGCCGGACCUAAAGGCGAUAACCUCUACGAAUGGGUUUCAACUAUUCUUGGACCUCCCGGAUCCGUAUACGAAGGCGGCGUCUUUUUCCUUGACAUUCACUUUUCACCGGAAUAUCCAUUCAAACCACCAAAGGUAACAUUUCGGACCCGUAUAUACCAUUGCAAUAUCAAUAGCCAGGGUGUCAUCUGUCUGGACAUACUGAAAGAUAACUGGAGUCCAGCGCUAACCAUAUCCAAGGUGUUGCUCUCUAUAUGUUCACUAUUGACCGAUUGUAAUCCAGCUGACCCGUUAGUUGGUAGUAUUGCCACUCAAUUUCUACAGCAUAAGGAUGAACACGACCGGAUCGCCCGAUUGUGGACCAAACGUUAUGCCACAUAAUUACCGUUUAUUAAAAAAAAUAAAUAUAAAUAGGGUUUCCGAUUGUUUAUUGCAUAUAUAAUAACUAAUUUGAUUUCACCCAUUGAUCUAUAAUAGUUGAGUGAUCGUAAUAGUCAUUUACCAGCAAAUAUCAUGUCAUUUGAACGAUUCAAUUAUAAUUUAAAUUUAUAAUUAAAAAACAAAUUAUCGAC
Molecule: messenger RNA, 1340 nt
Organism: Oppia nitens
Lineage: Eukaryota; Metazoa; Arthropoda; Arachnida; Sarcoptiformes; Oppiidae
Gene: Ubc2
Product: ubiquitin-conjugating enzyme E2 E1-like
Exons: 7
Coding region: 340-1149 (269 amino acids)
Biological process (GO): protein polyubiquitination
Cellular component (GO): nucleus
Molecular function (GO): ubiquitin conjugating enzyme activity
Source: RefSeq, a predicted model, not a curated record